AUUCGUCGACUCGGAGCAAUCGCUUUUCAGAUCGGGCUCUGCCAUUCGGCAUGAUCCUUGACUGAAGGACGGUGUCCGAGUCCUCCCCGCACCACCGUGAUGUUUAGUCGUCGUUUCUUUGGCGGCUCUCCCACCUCGGAUGGAAGGCCAGACGGCAGUCCCGUACAAGCGAGCCCCUACGCCGCAGCCAGCCGCGAGGACGACAAGCGGCAGGCCACGGACGAUGACGCCGGCGAACUCCCCCCCCCUCCGCCCAAGAAGAGCAUCUUUGGGUUUGCCCUCUCCAGCAAGAAGGACGACGAGGCGGCCGGGAGCGCGUGUGUGGAGAACUGCUACCUGUAUGAGUACGAGGACAUCCGGCGGGCGACGGAGAACUGGAGCGACAAGUACAAGCUGGGGCAGGGGACGCACGGAACGGUCUAUGCCGUCACGUUGAAGAGACAGAAGCUGGCGGUCAAACGACUCCUGGUAGACGAUAGAUCAGACAGCGCACAGACACAGAGAGGGCCACGUCUAUCGUGCAUGUGCUUGAUGCAGAUCCCUGACGAGGGCGGCUUUCUGCAUGAGGUUCGUGUGUUGAACAAGCUGCGGCACGCGCACAUAGUGGUGCUGAUGGGGUGGGCGGGGAAGGGAAGCGAGAAGCUUCUCGUGUAUGAGCUGCUGCCGGGAGGAGACGUCUCACGACUGCUCAGAGCACGAAAUCGCACAUUUCCAUGGUGGGCAGAGCAGAGGACAGCAUAGCGCCAGAAGCCCCCACAUGCGUGUUUGUGUGGGUGCGUGUGCAGGUACCAUCGUAUAACGGUUGCAGUGGAGGCCGCAUGUGGUUUGAAUCACAUGCACAAUGCCAAGCCGAAGAUUUUCCACCGAGACAUCAAGUGUGCCAACAUCAUCCUGGAUCGCUUCGGCCACGCCAAGCUCGCCGACUUCGGCCUGGCGUGUCUCACCAAAGCCAAGAAGGACGAGGUUGUCGUGGCCAAAGCCGAAGGUCCGCCUGUGCCCAAUGGCAUCGCAACAUGCCAUCUGUUGACCCACGUUGCCUGUGUUGCAGGGACCCCCGGCUAUGCGUGUCCGCACUACAUCCGAACGAGGAAGGUGACGGACAAGACGGAGGUGUACGCCUUCGGGAUGGUGCUGCUGGAGCUGCUCACCGCACGGCCGCCUGCGGUUCAUGUCAACCCACAGGUGGGCUGACUUGACGUGUGGAGACAGGGGACCACGUUCAUUGCUGCAUGGCUUGCGGCAUGUGUGUAUGGGUGUGUCCAGGGCGGUUUGGACUACCUUGUGCGUCACAUCAACCCCAGUGAUCCCCACAGCCUGCUGCCCCUUGUCGAUCCAAGAGCCCACUUCCCCCCAGAGAUCAAAGUCGGCAUCGCUGAACUCGCUCUCAAGUGGGUGCCAGCUGGGAAAUGAUCAGACAAGAAAGAGGCCCAGGACUUAUCGCGAUCGGCCUGGUCUGUUCUGUUUUUCUCAGAUGCAUCAACCCGAACGAUGCGAAGCGUCCGUCGAGCAACGAGAUGUACUCAGAGCUGGAGCAGAUGAUCGAAGACUGGUGCAGGACACACCCACUCCUGGACUACGCCCUCAACCACGACCUCGCACUGCCAUUCCCAACCGGUGCGCCCCCACACACACGAACACACAAGCGCAUGUCUCUCCCAUCUCCCCUUUCCCCUUGUUCAGAGGAUCUCUCCAGCCUUGCUGAGCUGGUCCGCAGACGCACCAUCAGAAGCACAGACCAGCCGAUCCCUGUGCACCCGUCGCUGCCCAGCCCUGUGUUGGUUGCCAGCGCCGACCUGUCCCCAUCUAUGGGCCGCAAGGGGUCGAAUGUGAGCAUCGGGCCAGGUGGCCCAGGGUUCCUAGUCGCCCCCAUCGUCGCUGCAGGGGCGGGGGGUGGUGAGGGCCAGAAGGGUGGCGUCAAGGGGGGCAUGAACCGACCGCCGACAUCGGAAGAAUCAAAUGUCGAGGAAGGUAUGGAUGUGUCAGCGAAGUACCGGCCGACACAGAGACAUCAAGGGCUUGUUUGAACAUAUAUGUGUGUGCAGCGGUGAAGAGUGAUGCGCUGGAGGAACCGGAGUCGCCUGAGCAAGCGUCUCGGGACCAGACUGUGCUCGAGGCUUCGCCCAACGAGGCUCGAUCGCGCGUUGCCGAGCCGCCCCGUUUCCCCCCUUACAUGCCCCCCCAGAUGCCCUUCCCCCAUCCCCCAGUAAUCGUGGCUCGCCGCCCACCCAUAGCCCAGGGCAAGUCGGUGCGCCGCAUCAGCUCACACGGGGACGCUCUUAGGACCGACAUUCACCGCGAGAGGAGCCAGUCGUUCGCUGAGGUGCCUCCUGCUGCGCCUGCUGCUGGUGUAGCCCCACCGGUGCCUCCCCUGCAGCAGCAUCCCCCGUUCGUCGCUCCGCCCCCAUUCGGGUUCAUUGCUCCUCAGAUGCGGCCACCGCUGCCGCCCCAUCUCAACCACCCUGCCCUCUUCGCGGCCCGCGGACCUGCCGGCCCACCUCCUCCCCCCCACAUCCACCAGAGCUUCAGCCCGCCCUUCCGGCCCUCGUUCCCACCAGCACAGCAGAUGCCGCCGCACAUGUACCGAUCGGUGACGCCGGUCAAGCUUGAGGCGGCCGUCAACGCGCCCAUCUGCGCGCCGGCGGGCGACAACGCCUCCUUCUCCUUUGAGGACGACAGGCGGCGGUCGUCUUUGGGCCCAAUCUUGGCUCUGGGGUCUCUGUCUCACAUCGAUUGUGCGGUGGCGCCAUGCACCGGCAGUGAGAACGAGGGGGGCAGCGCGAGCAGUGCUAGUGCCGUUGCCAAGGAGGAGAGGGAGAGGGCAAGGGACGAGGCGCAGCAAGAGGAGGAGGCCAUUGCAGAUAGUCACGUGGUCGAGCGGGGAGGAUCAGGAUCGGCGGCGGCAAGUGAUGGCAUGGCGGAGGAGGCCUCGCUGAUAGCAAAGGAAGAGACCGUGGACGGCGGCGCGCCAAGUGAGAGCGGGAGGAUCGACACCAGUGACGAGCAGCAACCGUCAGACAAUCCAGAGGAGGAGCUGGCGGACAAAAACACUACGACGGAGGGCAAGGGAGGGAGCGGUGGUCCAGCAGCCGACAUCGGUGGGGAGGGCACUCACACUGCCACAGCGAUGGAGGAGACCGCCACCUCUGAGGAUCGGUACCACGACGCCAGUCCGGACAAGAAGGAGCUGCAGCCGACACACACUGACACAGACGACCUCGAGGCCGGCACCGGCAGCUGCCUAACCGAGAAUAAUAACAACAACAAGAAGGAGCAGGACCAGGACCAGGACCAGGAACGGGUGCCGGAGGGGGAGGGUGGAUUGGCGGAUGCAGAGAAUGCGUUCGUGUUGGAGUUUUGCGGCGAGCAUUUGGCUGAGGUGAGUGAGGAGGGGCGUCGGUAUGGCGGCGGGCGGCUGGUGGUGCGGGCAGACGGGGGCAUGGAGGGGCCGCCACCCGAGGUCCUCGGCCGACUGCACUCACACUUCAGGUGCGUGUGUGUGCCAUCUGUCUGAUCGGUUCCUGCCUGUCUCUCAAGAUUGCGUCUUCUCUUUCUGUUCUCUCAGAAUCCAUUUCGAGAAUCUGGGCUCUGACGAGAUCUACACAUGUAAACAGGAGACAGAAGAAGGACAAGGAAUGCGGUGAUUCGUCUCAUUGAUGUCUGUGAUCUGUUGCGUACGUCAGGCGUCAGUCGCCACCAUUGCCGUAUCGACUUCUUCCCUCUGCCGGCAUUGGCCGAUCGGACGGACAAGGAGGCAGUGAAGCCCGCAUUCGGAUUCCUGCUGACCAACCUGAGUAGGCAGAAAGAAUGGACGAAUGCUCUUGACAGACAUGCCAACCAUGUGUGUGUCUCCCAUCCACCCACCGUGUGCAGGCGUGAACAACUCCUACUUGAACGGGCUGAAGCUCAAGCGCAACCAGAAGGCCUGGCUGCAGCCCAACGACAUUAUCGCACUCAUCCUCUCCGACCCGCCCUUCCUCGACAACGACCCGCGCCAGCUCAACAUCAUGAUGGGCUUCACCUUCAACAUCCCGACAUCCCUUUUACCAUAUGUCCCAACUGACCCCGCCGCAUACCCCAAUGUGCCCAUCGAGCUGCCCGGCGUCGAGAAUGGCACGAAGCGCAGCAUCCAUGUGCCACCGCCGCCGCUCCGGGCGGUCCCUUUGCCUGCGCCUCCUCCUCCCCGGCCACCUGACGUUGGACAGGGGCAGAGGAGAAUGAUGGACAAGAAGCAGACAGACGAUUUGAGUGACCGUUUCCCGCUGCAGCUGUCUAAUGCGUCCAACGGCAUCGCCGGACCGCCCCCCAAGAAGCUCUCGGCCAAACGGCGCGUUAUCGGCAAGAAAGAGGAGGAGACCAACACCAACUCCAAUCCCAGCUCCAAUAGCAACACUUCCUCUGCUAUCGUGUCGAAGCCCAUAAGCGCGUUGAAGCUUCGUCUGGGACCAGGCGGCGGGAUUGGGAGUGCAGAGAGCGUUGCUGUGGGUGUGGGUGUGAGUGCUGUUGAGGAGGGCAGACGGCUGGCGUCUUCGUUCAAGGAGCGCUAUGUGCCGCGCAAGACGGGUGGGCUGCAGAAGAGCGUGACGACCGGCGAUCGGGAUCGAGACACCAAGGGCAGAGAGAUUGCCAAGGGCAACGGGAGUGGGCCCGGCAGUGGGCUGAGCAAGGUGGCUGCGGCCAUCGCCAGCCAGCAGCAGUCUCCCAAGGGGCCGCCGGGACAGCUGCAGCAGCCACAUCUCAAAGUAAGGAGGAGAGAAGACCGUCGCAGGGCAGGCAAGCAGUGGGAUUGUGUUGUGUCUCUGACUGACACUGAUUGCAGCGUCUGCCGACAGGCCCGUCGGUGUGCAAGCGGAUGGUGCCUGCAGCCCAGCAGCCACCCCAGUACAGACAGCCGCCAGCCGUCCAAGCCGCCCCCAAAGAGGCACUGACCAAGAAAGUGACAGCCCCCGCCCCCUCUACUGACAGCAGCUACGCCCCAGUAGGCAUGGGCGUGCCAGUGCUGCCGCCUCAUUAUCAUGGCUUCCCCUUCCACCCGAUCCCCAUGCCGCCCCCGGGGUUUCACCAUCUGAAUGAGGAUAUGGACCUCACGCGGCGGUCUGUCGGCCCACCACCGCCGCCACCGCCACCGCUGCCGCAGAGCAGCCAGUCGUUCUACAUGAGCAGCAGCACGGCACACACGGCCACCAAUGUGACAGGGGCUGUGCACCCGCACAUGCCAGUGCUGCUGGGGGACUAUCGUGUUGUGAUGCACCCACACCACCCCCACCACCACCACCUGCAGCAGCAGCAGCAGCCGGGGUCUUCGCACUUGCCAUCGCAGUACCACGCCCACCAUGGCUGAGGGGUGGGUGUGCUGCACCAGGCAGAGAUAAGCGCGGCACACCAUCAUUUGUCUCUCUCUCUCUCUCUCUGUGUGUGUGUGUGUGCGUGUGUGCGGACUGGUUGACGAUUGAGAGGAGGCUGGUGGAGGCUGCAUACGGAUGGCUGGGUUGUUGUUCCGUUAUGGAUACAGUGUGUGAGUGGGGUGUUUUCGAAGACCGAUGGGAAUGAGA
Molecule: messenger RNA, 5549 nt
Organism: Vitrella brassicaformis
Lineage: Eukaryota; Vitrellaceae
Source: the annotation of a GenBank genome assembly